Molecule: messenger RNA, 489 nt
Organism: Drosophila eugracilis
Lineage: Eukaryota; Metazoa; Arthropoda; Insecta; Diptera; Drosophilidae
Exons: 3
Coding region: 17-307 (96 amino acids)
Cellular component (GO): extracellular region
Molecular function (GO): chitin binding
Source: RefSeq, a predicted model, not a curated record
CAAGGUUAAACCGACAAUGUGGACGAGUCUUAUUUUAUCCCUGCUCCUAGUGAAUUGUCUGGUUGCAUUACCAGCUCCUGGACUGAGAGAUCUGGAAACGGAAGCUUGGAGUGCCGAGAAGGCCUGCCAAGAUGUGGAUAGAACGGUCAUAAUUGCAAAUCAAAACGAUUCAACAUGCGCCACUUUUGUGUAUUGCUAUAUAUCUAAUAGCUCAACGUAUGCGCUAAUUAAAAGCUGCAAAAGUGGACAAUACUUCGAUGCUGAUCUAUAUUUAUGCACUAUCAAUAAACCAGUUGGUUGCCUGUAAUACCUAGUAACUGUGAUGUAGCAUAUGUUAUAUGUACAUACAAACGUAGUUAGCUUCACCUGCACGAGAAAAUAAUAAUACUCAUCGUGUAAUAGACCUAUAUCUUAAAUUAUUAAAAUAUUUUGUACAAUGGAGUAUUUAUACCAUUAAAUCGGAAGUAAAAGUUUUCCAAUUUAGUCAAA